UGUGAAAGCUGUCACUUAAUUGUCGAUCGAGUUUACACAAUUAAACAAUUCAAAUUCAUUUUCACGGAUGUUUGACCAUGAAUCACAAUGGAGCUGAUGCUUCUGAAAGUCACGUCCAUCACGGUUCCCAUGGAUCCUCUGAUCCUAGUCCACCGAUUUCAGUUCACGAAGGAUACCAUUCGCCUGAGAUGUCGCAUCAUGGAGCUCAUGCGGAUACGAAGCACGGGGAUCACGGAGGAGAGGGACACGACAUGACCAUGUCGAUGUUUUUCCAUGCCGGCGAUACGGAGACCAUUCUGUUCAAGUUCUGGCAUACUAAGUCCGCUUUGGCUUUGAUUCUAUCCUGUCUGCUCAUUUUUCUGGUGGCCGUGCUUUAUGAGGCCUUGAAGUUCUUCAGAGAGUGGCUAUUUGCGUGGGACAGGAGAAGAUUGGCGGGUGGAAGGGAUCAGUAUGGUCAACCACGGCGGUACAGGGAGGCCAACUACAAUUACAACCAGCCGACAUAUCCGCCAAGGGCCAGCCAACAGUCUGGUACCCAGAUUUACGCCUACCGCCCAAGGUCGCCCUCGAUGCCACCACUUCAGCCCUCCGGACAUGGCAACCCUUCUCCGCCUGCUCAGUCCUCGGUUAUCUAUACACCACCCACCCACCAUCAUGUGCAACAGGAUCCCUCGGAAUCUGGCGAAACCUCGAGGCUACAGGUCUGGUGCUCCAGGAUGCACCUCCUGCAGACCUUUCUGCACGUCCUGCAGGUCUUCAUAUCCUUCCUGCUGAUGCUCGUCUUCAUGACCUUCAACGUGUGGCUCUGUGUGGCCGUUUUGCUGGGCGCUGGUGUUGGCUACUUCAUUUUCUUCGCCUACGGCACCCGCGUCCAUGACCACUGCAACUGAACAGCUGAAAUAGGACUAAGACGAGCUGUCUAGGACCUCUGCUAAUGUGCUUUUCUAAUUAAAGCAGGCUGUAAAAAUCA
Messenger RNA from Drosophila rhopaloa, 970 nucleotides. It is a transcript of the gene Ctr1C, whose product is annotated as high affinity copper uptake protein 1. Gene Ontology annotation, biological process: copper ion transmembrane transport. The record is from RefSeq and is a predicted model, not a curated record. Lineage: Eukaryota; Metazoa; Arthropoda; Insecta; Diptera; Drosophilidae. Gene Ontology annotation, molecular function: copper ion transmembrane transporter activity. Gene Ontology annotation, cellular component: membrane.